ACAACACUACCCCCACCUCUCCAGGUUUCUUUAGGAUGCUACCACUGCUAGUGGUACAAGAAGGCAGAAUCACAAUAGAGGUGCUGUUUUAUCUUGAGGGGAGACAAUGUCUGUCUCAGUUCCACCUUAUCAUAAAUGGACUGGUCAACAUUUCUCUCAACGUCACCAGUUCUGACAGACAGAGAGGGGAGUUGACCUACGAUCUCUCUACCUACACGACUCCAGAGGGUGUAUGCAGUGUGAGUGGUGAGAUCUAUGGCACCAAUGAUUUUGGAGAUAGCACACCAGUAGAUAUCCAACUGCCAGAAGAAUGUCAAUCAAUGAGGCAAGACCUAUUUACACCCUCAACAGCUAUAAAGACACUGAUAUCAACACCCACCAUCACCUUAUCGAAACCACCUGAUGUUGUUCCUAUUUAUAUUAUAGCAGUGUCUAUGCCAAUGAUGGUACUUGCAGUUGCAACCUGUCUUUUUAUCAUUUUUAUUGCCAUGAAAUGCAGAGGUAAAAAGAGUGUGGUGACAGAGGAUGUCUCACUGCAGAAAAAUGAGGCAUACUGUACAGUCACUACCAGAGUUCCAAUGAAGAGAAAUGAGGCAUAUGAGACAGUACUAAGAGCCAACGAGGACAGUGAAAGUGGCUACGAGAUU
Geodia barretti is the source of this 647-nucleotide messenger RNA. NCBI's taxonomy places the organism in Eukaryota, Metazoa, Porifera, Demospongiae, Tetractinellida, Geodiidae. The record is from the annotation of a GenBank genome assembly.